Molecule: messenger RNA, 1485 nt
Organism: Penicillium olsonii
Lineage: Eukaryota; Fungi; Ascomycota; Eurotiomycetes; Eurotiales; Aspergillaceae
Source: the annotation of a GenBank genome assembly
AUGGCUCCAUGGUGGUACACGGCAGGCAGCGCUCUGGUGCUAUCCCUUCAGGCCGCUGCUUGGGAUUAUUCGACCUACAGCUCGAUAGACUUCCAGCCCCCAAAGCUCGAAGUCAACAAGACCGGCACUACUGAUCCCGGAUACAUCUUCAUCGGCCCUCGGGGAGGCGUCCAGGCCGCGGGUACGGCUGCGCUGAUUUACGAUGAUGCGGGAGAUUUGGUCUACGAGGGACCCGAGGAGAUAACAGCCAACUUCAUGGUGCAGAAGCUGUUCGGUGAAGAUGUCAUCACCUACUGGGCUGGAGACAUGAUGCAUGUCGGUUAUGGAUACGGCACAGUGCACAUCCUCGACAACACCUACAAAGAGAUCUACACGGUUCGUCUGACCGGGGACUUCGUCACCCCAGAUGGCUCGACCAAGGACUCCUACUGUGACUUACAUGAGAGCCACAUCACUCCUCGUAACACCCUCAUUUGCACCGCCUACAAUGUCACCCAGCACGACCUGACCUCCAUCAACGGAACCUCUUCGGACUGGAUGCUGGACAGCCAGUUCUAUGAAAUCGACGUCCGCACGAACCACGUCAUCAACUCGUGGAGUGCCCUUGACCACGAGGCCGAUAUCCCCAUAACAUCCUCCCACCAGGGCCUUGGGAAGGACGUCGGCAGCACCCAGGAUAACCCCUACGACGCCUACCACAUGAACGCCAUCACAGUCACCAAUCACGGAUACCUGGUCUCUCUUCGUCACAUGUGGUCCGGCUACUACCUGGCGCAGAACGGCAGCGUGAUGUGGCAAGUGAGCGGCGAAGACGGCGCAGACUUCAAGCAGGUCGGAAAGGCCGACUUCUCCUGGCAGCACGACAUGCGCGUGUACAACGAGACCGACAACGGCCUCGUGUUGAAUCUCUUCAACAACGCCAACACCCCAACCGACGAGCAAUCCGAGACCACGGGCCUCAGCCUAGAUAUCGACCUAUCCAAGAAAACAGUCACGGGCCUCCGUGAGCUGACCGACCCCAGCGACCCCAUCCACUCGGUCAGUCAGGGUAGCUACCAGCUUCUUAGCGAGACAGACAGCCAUGUUUUCAUGGGCUACGGGUCUAUCUCAAAGGUCAAGGAGUUUGACGGCGAUGGCAACGUCGUUUUCAGCGCUCAGUUUGGCGAGGACAACGACGUCGCCUCCUACCGCGGCUACCGAUGCCAGUGGACAGCCACUCCCUUCUGGAAGCCCUCAGCCUCUGUCACAAACACCACUGACGGUGCAACGGUGUACAUGAGCUGGAACGGAGCUACCGAGUACGAUAAUUGGGUGGUCUAUGCUGCUGCUUCAGCCUCGUCAAGCAACACCACUAAAAUUGCUUCUGCGAAACGAACUGGCUUCGAGACCAAGGUUGACCUGACCAACCCGCCCACCAGCUUUGUUCAGGUUGUUGCUCGCAAGGGCAGUGAUGUUCUCGGAACUUCCGAGAUUGUGUCUUUCUAA